AUGCAGCAACAGCAACAACAGCAACAGCAUCAGCAGCACCAACCUCAACAUCCUCAAAACCCUCAGCAGCAGCAGCAGCAGCAGCAGCAGCAACACCAGCAAAACCAGCAACAUCACCAACAACAGCAGGGUCAGCAACAGCAGCCGCCGCAACCGCAGAACCAGCAACAACAACAGCAUCAGCAACAUCAGCAACAUCAACAACAGCAACAAGCUCAACAUCAACAGCAGCAACAGCAACAGCAACAGCAACACGCCCAGCAGCAGCAGCAGCAGCACCAACAGCAGCAAGCUCAACAGCAGGCCCAGCAGCAAGCCCAGCAACAACAACAUCAACAAACCAAGCCUCAACAACAGCAACAACAGCAGCACUAUCCGACAUCGCAACCUCAGUCACAUGGUCAGACUCCUGCGGCUUCAGCGCACCAGCAUUCGGCUUCCAUCGCGUCCGUAACGACCCCGCAGACCCCGACAUUUCCUCAACACAACCAAAACGCGACUGCCAAUGGCACAUCGUCGGUAUCGACGCCCCUGAGUCCCGGCAGCGAGUCCCGCGAACAGGAGAGAUUCUCAUUGUUGUUGGAGAUCAACCAAGAGCUGUUGUUCGAGUCGAUGCAGCUGCAACAUACGCUGAGCGAGUUGAAGAAAGAGACACCGGGGGAAGGAGAUCAGGCGAGGAAACCGACCCAAGAAGAGGGGUCGGUUCAGCAGGACUACAGCCAUUGUAUGCGACGACUUCAAGCGAAUCUUGCAUACCUUGCCGCGUUGGCCGACCGCAAAGGAAACGUGCAGGUUCCUCCAUCGCCCGCCUACCUGUCUUCCCCGCCGCUAAACAUGGCGCUCAAAAUCCGGAAUUCAACGCCGCCGGGCGACAUUCCCGAAAACAACCCCGACCCGAUGACAGACCGCGAGGAACGAUCCAAAUACCUGACUGAGCUGUACAGAAAGCUGCAGGCGCUGUUUCCUCAUGCGGACCCUAAGAAGGAGCCACCGUUCCAGGCCGCGGGCCGUCCUCAGGGUCAACCGGGGCAGCAGGGACAAGGUCAACGGCCGCCGAGCCACCACGCGAGCCCCGCCAUGGCUCAAGCUCAACGGCCCAUGCAAAUGCAGAACAUGCCCGGGGCACAUCAGCAGCAGGGCAUGUCUCUAUCAUGA
Molecule: messenger RNA, 1155 nt
Organism: Colletotrichum phormii
Lineage: Eukaryota; Fungi; Ascomycota; Sordariomycetes; Glomerellales; Glomerellaceae
Exons: 2
Coding region: 1-1155 (384 amino acids)
Source: RefSeq, a predicted model, not a curated record